Messenger RNA from Anoplophora glabripennis (Asian longhorned beetle), 2155 nucleotides. Its product is annotated as otopetrin-2. Gene Ontology annotation, cellular component: membrane. Bases 1 to 2052 code for a protein of 683 amino acids. NCBI's taxonomy places the organism in Eukaryota, Metazoa, Arthropoda, Insecta, Coleoptera, Cerambycidae. Gene Ontology annotation, molecular function: proton channel activity. The record is from RefSeq and is a predicted model, not a curated record. Gene Ontology annotation, biological process: proton transmembrane transport. The transcript is spliced from 11 exons.
AUGCUCCUACGGGAGCUGUUAAACGUACCCAUAAAAAAGUUGGGGUGGCUUCUAUCCCCACUCUUCAAGGGGCUUUCUCCUGAGAGACCUUUAUCUCACGGGGAGCAUAGAGAGAUGCAGUAUCUUCAAGUGCCAAUGGUACCACCCCAGAUAAUACUACCAAACAACGAAUCUUUUUCGGUAAGCCGACGCAGUUCCGAACAUGAGAGUGCCUUGUCCUCCAGGAGACCUUCUGCUAUUAUAGCAGCUCUCAGAAGGCCAUCUCAAGCCAUGGCCUUGUCAGCUGCACAGGCUGUUAUGCACCAGAGGCGGUAUCUUCUUGGAUUAUUCAAUGGUCAGAGUGAGGGCUCUAUUAAGAAGGAUACGGACACGAAAGAAGAUCGGAUCAGAAGAAACAACAGAAAGCUUGGAGAUGACUCGUUGACGAUAAUUCUAUCAGCUUUGUACGCCAAACUCUUAGUUGUACUAGGAAUGGCGUUUCCCAUUACCGAAAUUAUAUCUAAAGAUGUGCAACCGUUCUUUUAUCAGGGAUUUUAUUUAUAUCUCUAUUUAGGGAGUAUUUCGUUUGUGGCCUAUAUGUAUGCCUCUCUAAUAAGAGAAAAAGCUGUGGAGGAUCUUAUUAACUCCUAUAACAAAGAAAAAUCAGAUCCCUUAAGAAAACAACACAGGUCUGCUGUCAAAUAUGGAAGCUUUUACUUACGUCUAGGAGCUAUAGCUUUCGGGAUAGGCAGUAUGGUUUAUUCCGGUCUCGAAUUUGGACGUUACUUUGAAGUUAAGAACAAUCUUGAUUGCCAUUCUAACAUCUUAGAGGCAAUAUGUCCAGCUACUAGGAUGGUACUAACUUUGGUUCAAGUGCAGUUUAUAUUCCUUAAUAGCAAGGACGUCCAGUUCAAUAGGCACAAAAUUAUUGCAAGGUUUGGUUUGAUGCAUAUGAUAGCUACAAACUUAUGUGAAUGGUUGUAUGUGUUGGUUGAAGAAACAAAGCAUGAGAUUAUCCACCUAGGAGAACAACAAAAUACGACAAAUUCGAUGAUCGGCAAAAAAUACUGCCAGGAGGGUGAGGUGAUGGGCUCCCUGGUAAUUAGCGCGAGCCCAUUCCUAUUCCCCUGCACGAUUGAAUACAGCCUCAUAUGCGCCGUCAUACUUUUCGAGAUGUGGAAGAGGGUGAAGGAUAUGAAUUUGGAUCCAAGCAGCGACAAGGACAGCAAGCCAGGCGCUAGGACUACUAGCAAUGUCCAGAGAGACGAGAGGGUCGCGACUCAUUUCCAUUUCAAUCCUUUUGGAGGUCGAGUGGUCAAUUCUAAUCAUCACUUUACUGUGGACUGUUCAAACGCUCAUAGAGGUCUUUUUGCUGGCAUUAUGGUCAUUGUGCUCACGAUUAUUUCCUUAAUCAUGUUCUUCGUACUAAGUAACGCUGCACAUAAUGGCAUUCAGAAUCACAGAAUGGCAGAAUUUGAAGUAAGCAUGGUAGAACUGAUGUUGUACAUUAUCACAACCGUUGCUGUAGUGGCAGCUAUGAUACAGCUGAGGAAACUGAAAUAUGAUCGCAAGAUAGAUAACGAGGGAUAUACUGGAAUCGGCUUGGACAAUACGCUGCUCGUGGUGGCGCAGACCGGCAUGUUCAUCUACUGCAUGUUCUCCCUCAUCGGCUGUUACUUCACCAUGGAUUCCCAGAGCCCAAUAGGCUUCGCCGCAGAAAUAUUCUCCUUCAUCCAGACGUGCCUCCAAACUAUGUUCGUCUUAGACGGUUGGUUUAGGAGGUGCAGGACUAUCGAGCAAACGAAAACAAAACCCGGAAGGGAACUCAUAACCUUCCUCAUAGUGGCAAAUAUGGCCAUGUGGACCAUCAACACGCUGGAGAAGAACAGAGCUGAGUUCCGACCAACUCAUCUACAGUUCUUUGGGGAAUGGGCGUGGACCAUCAUCACGCAUAUUUCCAUGCCUAUGGCCAUAUUCUACAGGUUCCACUCGACUAUAUGUUUGUUCGAAAUAUGGAAAUCUUCAUACAAAAUUAAGACGCAUUACAAACCACAUAUGUUCCCUCUCUUGUAGUUAUUGUGUAGUUAUAGUCUCCUGUGAUUAAAUUUGUUUUAAUAGAAUUGCGAAAAUUUGUGAGCAGUAGAAUAUGGUUAAUAAAACAUACAUUUCAGUGAAA